Truncatella angustata is the source of this 1416-nucleotide messenger RNA. RefSeq names its product peptidase M24, structural domain-containing protein. NCBI's taxonomy places the organism in Eukaryota, Fungi, Ascomycota, Sordariomycetes, Amphisphaeriales, Sporocadaceae. The record is from RefSeq and is a predicted model, not a curated record. The transcript has 3 exons. Bases 1 to 1416 code for a protein of 471 amino acids. Gene Ontology annotation, molecular function: manganese ion binding; metalloaminopeptidase activity.
AUGGCUGUCGGCCGGGAUGUUGAUACCAUCCUCAAGGGCAAAUACCCCGGCAAAGCCCAUGCCAGGCGCGUUGUCCAAUACAUCCGCUCCAGAGUCACCGAUGCCACCAAUGGCAUCAUCUACCUUGAAGGCCGCACCGACGGACUACUCGAAGACUCGGACGAACCCAUUCCCUUUCGCCAGCGCAGGGCUUUCAUGUAUCUGACUGGCGUUGACCUGCCCGACUGCUAUCUGGUAUACGACAUCGCCAAGGAGCACUCUACUCUGUUCAUCCCCCCCGCCGAUCCCGAGAGCAUCGUUUGGUCUGGUCUGCCGCUCACCCCCGAGGAGGCCCUAAAGAGAUACGAUGUCGAUGCCGUACUGCCAAGCACAGAACUGAACGCCACGCUGGCCAAGCUGGGCGCCGAGAACAAGGGUGCCGAGAGCAACGUCUUUGCCAUCGCCGGUCGUGUUGCCGACCAUGUUACGUUCCUCGAGUUCGACAACAAGAACCUUGAGAUUCUGGGCGAGGCCAUCGACGAGUCCCGCGUCGUGAAAGACGAGUAUGAGAUCGCCCUGAUCAGGAAGGCCAACAUCGUCUCGGGCGCAGCGCAUAAGGCCGUGUUCGAGCACGUCAAGUCGGCCAAGAACGAGUACGAACUCGAGGGCGUCUUCGUAGGAGAGUGCAACAAGCGAGGCGCAAAGAAGCAGGCGUAUCCAAGCAUUGUCGCCAGUGGACGGGCCGCCGCCACGUUACACUACGUCCAUAAUAACCGCGACCUACACCAAGAUGGUCAGGCGAAGGAGUUGCUACUCCUGGAUGCUGGUGCCGAGUGGGAUUGUUACAGUUCCGAUAUCACGCGGACAUUCCCCAUCUCUGGAAAGUUCACCGAUAAGUCGCGGGCCAUCUACGAUAUUGUUCUCAAGAUGCAGAACGAUUGUAUUAAUGUAUUGAAAGAGGGCAUACUCUGGGAUGAUGUGCAUCUGCUUGCCCAUCAGAUUGCCAUUGAUGGCCUGCUGUCACUAGGAAUUCUCAAGGGAGAUAGGGACGAGAUUCUCAAGGCACGAACAAGCGCUGCAUUCCUGCCUCAUGGUCUCGGUCACUAUCUUGGAAUGGACACGCAUGACACUGGUGGCCAUCCAAACUACUCUGACCCGGACCCCCUAUUUAGAUAUCUGAGGUGCAGAAGGAACCUGCCCGCCGGCAGUGUCAUUACCGUCGAGCCAGGUAUCUACUUCUGCGAGUUCAUCAUCCGGCCGUACCUCGAGGACCCCAAGCACUCCCAGUAUAUCGACGAGAAGGUUCUAGACGGGUACUGGGACGUCGGUGGUGUGCGAAUCGAGGACAACAUCCUGAUCACCAAGGAUGGUAGUGAGAACUUGACGGAUGUCGCCAAGGACGCAGCUGAGCUGGAGAAGAUCAUCGCCUCAAGCUAA